Molecule: messenger RNA, 2325 nt
Organism: Struthio camelus australis
Lineage: Eukaryota; Metazoa; Chordata; Aves; Struthioniformes; Struthionidae
Source: RefSeq, a predicted model, not a curated record
CUCUGAUAUCCUGUUCAUCUCUUCACCAUGUGGAAGGUGGUGCUCCUAGUUUUAUACGCAGUAUUGGCUGUAAGAGGAUUGGCAAAGGGUGCUCCUUUCCAACCAGAGGAAAAAUGGAAACCUUUAGAUAACCCUAGAAACCGAGAUCUGUUUUUCAGAACGCUCCAGGCUUAUUUUUCAGGCAGAGGUCUUGAUCUCAGAAAGUUCCCGGCUACUUUCACUAUGAACAAUGAAGCACCAAGGCCUGUCAUGUUCUACUCAGAUCCUAUUGCUUCUGCAUUUGCAGAUUAUGAAGAAAGGAAAAAUUCUUUUCCAAAUUAUUUCAAAGGCUGAGAGAUAAUGCUGACCAAGGUAAAAGAGGGUGUCUUUUCCUGUAAUGUAAUCAAGUGAAAGGUUUGGUUCAAGUGACUCUCAUUUCUGUAUGAAACAUAAAAGCAGCUUGUUCUUGAGAAGAAAUUAAUAAUGGGCACCCUAACUCUUCCCUGAAACUGCUUUACUAUCAUUGAAGUGGAGAUUUAUGAGGAAUUUACUACUUCUAUGAAAUAACACAGGGUGAUUGUGCAGUAAGUAGUAAUAUGAAGUCAGACCUAUAUAGACUAUGCUUUUCACCUGGAAAUGAUUGCUGAAAAUGUACAGAUAACAGAGAACGUAGAAGAUUUUACUUAAGUAAUUGAUAUUAGUAAAAUUACAGAUUGAGACUAUUGGUUUCUCAUGAUAUACAGAUAUUAAGAAAAUUAACUUAGACUUAAAAUAUUGCACUAACAAAGCAUACUUUAGCUGUUACAUAUUUGUACAUGCAUGCUGUUUACCGUAUUCCUAACACUAAAAUUGAAGGUUGAAUAAAAUUAUUUUAAACUGACUCACAUCUCUUCAUAAAUAUGAAAUCAAUUCAGAUGGAUCACGCUUGCAUUAUUCAUAAAUCCAGGCUGAAUCUAUAGCAGGUUCUUGUCAGUUAUUUUAUUAUUUUAUCUAUACAUAAACACACUCUGUAAUAAAUUCUUUCGUAGCUCAUUCUGAGGGUAAGUGAAUACCGGUAAUUCUGAGGACAGGUAAAUAAUUGUUUUCUCUCAUUUUACGAAUAGAUGAAGAUUUCAGUAAGACUGGAAUAUGAGCAGUUAGGUGAUUUGUUUAACAACUUAAAGAGAUUAUUUUGUAAUCAAUAUUCAGCUUGGGAUUUUUAGCUCUGUCUUGCUCUCUGCCUACUUAACUACAUCUCCUUUUGUAGUCAAAAGCUACAGGACAAUUCAGGACAAUUGUGGUAGUCUCUUCUGCCUUCACAACUGUUUUCUAGAUUUGCAGAUUUUAAAUUUAGCUCAACCAGUUUUCUAGAGUUCUUUGUAGAAAUGACCUAAAAAUACUGUGCAAGCGAAAAAGUUCUAUCUUUCUGUAUUUUUCAGACUGGUUAUUCUUUAAAAUCCCCAAAGACUGUUUGCUUAGAAUAUACAUAUUUGAUAAGAACUGUGAAACUGCUGAACUUCUGAGAGUUUGUAUUAUGCCACAUUCAACACACAGGACAGUUCAAGGCCUGGUGUACAACUAAAACAAAUUAAUAAAGGGCAAGAGAGGAAGCUAGUUAAGUUGUUCUUUAUUUGUGACUUAUCCAAUCACUGAGUGAUAUUAAAUGAAAUUCUCUGGCCCAGAAAUGGUAAGAGUCUCUAAUCAGCCUCAGAGGAAUGUAAGCGGGGAGCAGAAGGACGAACACAGGCACUUGCAGCCCAUAAAAUCUCCCCUUUCACUUAAUGAAAGGGGGGCAAAAGCUGAACUUGGCAUUAGCAGCUAUAUAGCCAGUGACUGGUGGCAUGGGAGGUGAGCGCCCACUAACGCUUGCGGCCAGUAGCUUCAGUGACGCUCCAGGGCUCUCUGAAAAGGCAGAAGUCCGUUCCUUACCCCCAGCUCCAACUGAGAGGACGUCCCUCACUAACAAGAGGAAAAGGUCUCCACCAAUAAAUUGUUACUAACUUGGAAAGCAGGGAGCAGCUGCAGGCAACUGGAGUAUUUCAGUCAGUGUUACCAGGGCUUGGGUCGUGCACUAGGUGUAUAUAAAUAUUUGUCUAAUAUCUUCUUUUUUUUUCCUCUUUCAGGUGUUAACUUUUGAACUUCAUGUGAAGCGGCAACUUUCAUAGCAAAAUGUUACUGCUUUGACUUGUAAACGGUUAUCUGACGAUUUAAAAUUUUCUUCACUGUCAAAGUUUUUACCUUUAUCUGAGGUAUUGCUGUAACUAGCACAUUUGCUGUGUAUUAACAAACGUGCGACGUUUGGCUACAGUGGUUUGCCUAGCAGACUUGUGUUUGUUUAAACGUGAAUAAAGGAAGAGUUCAUUUCAA